CUCGAAGAUGGCCAUAAAUGGCGCAUUGAUUGAAACCAAAGGUACUACAGUCACACUCCACAGCAUAGCUGUACCCCAAUCACCUCUUCACAUGUGACUCUCCUUUCUUCUUUUAUCUUCCCCUCCGUCCUUGUGCGUCCUCAGUUGUUCCGCCAUGGCAGCUCAAUCUCAGAAGCUUCUCUUCGUCUCUCUCCUUCUUUCUCUCACCCUCGCUUCCCUCCCCGGAUCUGAAUCGUUCUCCGAGAGUCCUUCCCUGGUACUCCUCGGCGAUGGGCUCGACUGGCCGAUCUCGUACGGGGAUAUUCUCGGUGUCGGCGGGGAAGAUGACUUCGACAGAGACGGCACCGACGCGGACGCGGCGGAAGAAGACGGCGGUGGAGAUCGGCGGUCGCUGUUCUGGCGGCGACGGAGGUACUACAUCUCGUACGGUGCAUUGUCGGCGAAUCGGAUCCCGUGCCCUCCCAGAUCUGGGAGAUCUUACUACACCCACAACUGUUACAGAGCCAGAGGCCCGGUCCAUCCGUACAGCCGGGGCUGUUCCAUGAUCACCAGGUGCAGGAGAUGAAGACGAGGGCGAGGACGGUGAAGAAGGAGGCCAUUUUCGUAAAUUUGUAACUUUGCUUUUUUCUCGUUGUAGUAAAGUGUGUUGUUGGUCGUGAUUUCAAGUGUGUUGAUUUUGCUAAUGCCGGGGAUUAUCGGCCGUGGGCUGUCGUAUGGGUCGAAUUGGUGAAUAACGUGGGGGGUGGAGGGUGUUUUGGUAAUUUUAUUAGAAUCACGGUCUCUUGGCUUUGUCAUGUUGUGUCGGUUGUCCCCCUCCCCCAUAUGACGGCUUCGUCUAAAUUAUUUCGUCCUGUCAUGUUGUUUUUGGCCAUGGACUGUGAUUGGAAUUUAGAUCCGAAUCA
This is a messenger RNA of Tarenaya hassleriana, 902 nucleotides long. RefSeq names its product protein RALF-like 34. The coding region runs from base 155 to 565 and encodes 136 amino acids. The transcript has a single exon. The record is from RefSeq and is a predicted model, not a curated record. NCBI's taxonomy places the organism in Eukaryota, Viridiplantae, Streptophyta, Magnoliopsida, Brassicales, Cleomaceae.